AUGGGACCUCCCAUUGUUCCUGGCAAUUCUGGUUACUAUUUCAGCAAUAGAGUCUUGAUCUUCCAAUACAUCUUCACUUUAAUUCCACUUUUAACUCCAGCAGAGGAACCAAAUCUGACUGCCUACAAUGUGACAUUUAUUAUAAGUAGUCCAUCAUUCCAAGAUAUUGAAUUAAACUCUUCCAAUCAGACAAGCUUGAUUGAAAAUGAGCUCAAUGAUCUGUUCAAAAACAGCAGCAUAAAUGCUACGUUCUUCAGUUGCAGAUUUCAAUCGCUCAGCAUGGUCGAUGGUGACAGCAGCACAGUGACGGCAAUGUGUUCCUUCAAAAAUGACUCUACCAUUCAGGAAAUUGAUAGAGUGCUUGUGUAUCAUGUGUUUGAAAAUAAGUCGAAAGAUGCUUCGACAUUGGGGCCAUACACAUUGGACAAAGACAGCCUCCAUGUAAAUGAUUACCAUGAGGACCGUCUUAUAACCACUGCAAUUCCACUUGUUACUCCAACAGAGGAACCAAAACUUACUGACUACAAUGUGACAUUUACUAUAAGUAGUCCAUCAUUCCAAGACAUUGAAUCAAACUCUUCCAAUCAGACAAGAAUGAUUGUAAAUGAGCUUGAAGAACUAUUCAAAAACAGCAGCAUAAAUGCUACAUUCUCCAGUUGUAGAUUUCAUUCACUCAACAUGGUCGAUGGUGACAGAAGCACAGUGACGGCAAUGUGUUCCUUCAAAAACGAUUCGACCAUUCAGGACAUCGAUAGAGUGCUUGUGUAUCAUGUGUUUGAAAAUAAGACCAAAGACGUUUUGAAGUUGGGGCGAUACACAUUGGACAAAAACAGCCUCUAUGUAAAUGAUUACCAUGAGGUACAACUUCUGACCACUGCAAUUCCACUUGUUACUCCAACAGAGGAACCAAAACUUACCGACUACAAUUUGACAUUUAUUAUAAGUAGUCCAUCAUUCCAAGACAUUGAAUCAAACUCUUCCAAUUUGACAGGCAUGAUUGUAAAUGAGCUCAAUGAACUAUUCAAAAACAGCAGCAUAAAUGCCACAUUCUCCAGUUGCAGAUUUCAUUCACUCAACAUGGUCGAUGGUCACAGCAGCACAGUGACGGCAAUGUGUUCCUUCAAAAAUGAUUCUACCAUUCAGGACAUCGAUAGAGUGCUCGUUUAUCGUGUGUUUGAAAAUAAGACCAAUAAUGUUUCAAAGUUGGGGCCAUACACAUUGGACAAAGACAGCCUCCAUAUAAAUGAUUACCAUGAGGCACAACUUCUGACCACUUCAAUUCCACCUGUAACUCCAAGUGGAGAACCAAAACUGACUGACUACAAUGUGACAUUUGUUAUAAGUACUCCAUCAUUCCAAGACAUGGAAUCAAACUCUUCCAAUCAGACAAGCAUGAUUGCAAAUGAGCUCGAUGGAUUAUUCAAAAACAGCAGCAUAAAUGCGACGUUUUCCAGCUGCAGAUUUCAUUCAUUCAGCAUGGUUGAUGGUGACAGCAGCACAGUGACAGCAAUGUGUUCCUUCAAAAAUGAUUCUACCAUUCAGGACGUCGAUAGAGUGCUUGUGUAUCAUGUGUUUGAAAAUCAAACGAAAGAUAUUUCGAAGUUGGGGCCAUACACAUUGGACAAAGACAGCCUCUAUGUAAAUGCUGCAUUGCCACGUGUAACUCCUACGGCGGAACCAAGUCUUGUUGACUAUAAUGUAACAUGUAUUAUAAGUAGUCCAUCAUUCCAAGACAUUGAAUCAAACUCAUCCAGUCAUACAAGAAUGAUUGUAAAUGAGCUCGAUGACCUUUUCGAAAAUAGCAGCAUAAAUAUAACAUUCUCCAGGUGCAGGUUUCAUUCAUUUAGCAUGGUAAAUGGUGACAGCAGCGCAGUGACAGCAAUAUGUUCCUUCAGAAAUGAUUCUACCUUUCAGAACAUUGACAGAGUCCUUGUGUAUCAUGUGUUUGAAAACAAGACCAAAGAUGUUUCUAAGUUGGGCCCAUACACUUUGGACAAUGACAGCCUCUAUGUAAAUGCUGUGAUCCCUGUUUUAAGUGUGACAACGACUCCAGAAAAGAAACUGAGACCUAUUGACUAUAAUGUGACCUUCAUAAUAAAUAGACCAGGAUUCCAGCAAAUUCAGUCAAACUCCAUUUUAGAGACCGUGAAAAUUGGAAAAGUGCUAAAUGAACUAUUCAAAAACAGCAGCAUUAAAGCGACAUUCUCACGUUGUUCAGUACAUAUGCUCAGCAACUGUCAAAGUGGCUGUCUGAACAUUUACAUUGCAGAAAACAAUGAUGAAAUAUAG
Messenger RNA from Chiloscyllium plagiosum (whitespotted bambooshark), 2289 nucleotides. NCBI's taxonomy places the organism in Eukaryota, Metazoa, Chordata, Chondrichthyes, Orectolobiformes, Hemiscylliidae. The record is from RefSeq and is a predicted model, not a curated record.